UCGCCCGCCGCUCCGCUGCGGCCCCCCGCACCGCAGCGCGGCUGCCUAGGCGGAGCCGCCGCGGCCCCUCGCCGCGAAGCCCAGGGACGAGCCGGACCCCGACGACGGCAGGCAGAGGGUCGUCAUCUUCUUCGGGACGCAGACCGGCACCACCGAGGGCUUCGCCAAGGCGCUCACGGAAGAGGCCAAGGCGAGGUACGACAGGGCCGUCUUCAAGGGGGUCGAUCUGAUGUCGAGGUCUGAGAGGCUUUAGCGGUGGCGGGAGGAAGAGGAGGAAUCCGAUGAAGAUGAUGUCGUCUUUCUUGGUGCUAUGCUUGCGGCAUUGAAGAGGAAGAAGAACAAGAAAAAGUUUCGCAGAUCUUUGCCGGGCCGCCACAACGUGCCACAAGAUAUCCUAGGCGGUCACGAGCAGAUUUACUGGGAUUGCUCCACUGACAAGCCUGUUUACAACGAAAAGCAUUUCAGGAGGUAUCGGAUGUCAAGGGCACUUUUCUUGAGGAUAGUAGCUGCAGUCGAGGCUCACGACGAGUAUUUCCGCCAGAAGGCUGAUGCAGUGGGUCGUCUGGGUGCAUCUGCUAUUCAGAAGGUUGUUGCACCCUUUCGGAUGCUUGCACACGGUGUGUCAGCUGAUUUCUUGGAUGAUUCAGUCAGAAUGGGUGAAAGCACCAUAAUUGAGUCUUUCAAGCAUUUUGUGAAAGCUGUUGUUAACAUCUUCAGUGAAGAAUACCUGAGGGCCCCCAAUGCCCAAGACACAGCCAGAUUGCUAGCCAUUAACAAGGAGAGAGGAUUCCCAAGGAUGCUUGGAUCCAUAGACUGCAUGCAUUGGAGGUGGGAAAAGUGCCCGAUUGCUUGGCAAGGUGUUUACACAGGCCAUAAGAAUGGGCCAACUUUGAUCUUGGAAGCUGUUGCAUCACAAGAUCUUUGGAUUUGGCAUGCCUUCUUUGGACUUCCUGGUUCAUUCAAUGACAUCAACGUGCUACGUCGGUCGCCACUAUUCGACAGAGUGGUUUCUGGGACAACUCCACAAGUGGAAUAUAUGGUAAACGGAAACAAGUACACCAUGGGGUAUUACCUUGCUGACGGGAUAUACUCCGCAUGGGCACCACUUGUGAAAGCUUUUCGCAACCUGCAAGGUAACAAGAAGGUGCAUUUCACAACAAUGCAAGAAUCUUACAGGAAGGACGUAGAACGAGCCUUCGGGGUACUACAAUCACGAUUCGCCAUGAUUCGAGGCCCUGCUAGAUGGUGGAGCAAAGAUGAUCUCUGGUACAUAAUGAUGUAUUGUGUUAUCUUACACAACAUGAUAAUAGAGGAUGAGCGAGAAGAGGAUGAGGACUUUAACUACUACCAGGAGCCGGGCGGCCUCCCAGAGUUGGCACACGAGGACUACCAAACACGUGAUCCAGUUCUGGUACAUGAGUUCCUCAAGAACCAUAAAGCAAUCGAGGAUAAAUCAGCGCACGAGCAACUACGAAACGAUCUCGUGGAGCAUCUUUGGGCGAUCCAUAGUUCUAGGUAGUUCUAGGUUGAAUUUGAUCAAGUCUGAAACUCUGAAACAGUUUUGAAAGUCUGAAACUGAAUGUUCUUAGUCUGAAUUAGAGGCAAAAUUAAAGGAUAUGGCUGUGAGAGAACUUGUAUCAUUUACAUACUGUUGCAGUGAAAUAAUUUGUUUCAGGCAGUGUA
Messenger RNA from Panicum virgatum (switchgrass), 1683 nucleotides. RefSeq lists its product as uncharacterized. The record is from RefSeq and is a predicted model, not a curated record. The coding region runs from base 311 to 1519 and encodes 402 amino acids. The transcript is spliced from 3 exons. Lineage: Eukaryota; Viridiplantae; Streptophyta; Magnoliopsida; Poales; Poaceae.